GCCUUCCUUGCUUCACUCCGCAUCUCACCGGAUCCGCCUCCACCCCGAUCUAGGGUUUCUAGGGUUUUGUGUGCUGGUCUCCAGCUGGCGGCGGUGGGCGAGAUGUCGUCGGAGAGGGUGAAGGGGACGGUGAAGUGGUUCAACACCACCAAGGGAUUCGGCUUCAUCACCCCGGAGGACGGAGGGGAGGACCUCUUCGUACACCAGUCCUCCAUCAAGUCCGAAGGCUACCGCAGCCUUAACGAGGGCGACACCGUCGAGUUCGCCAUCGGCUCUGGUGACGACGGCCGCACCAAGGCCGUCGACGUCACCGCGCCCGGCGGCGGCGCGCUCUCCGGCGGCCCCCGCCCCGAUGGGGGCGGCGACCGCGGCGGCUACGGCGGGCGCUACGGCGGAAGCGGCGACCGCGGCUACGGUGGCGACCGCGGCUACGGCGGAGGCGGCGACCGCGGCUACGGCGGCGGGGGCGGCUACGGAGGCGGCGGCGGCUACGGCGGAGGACGCAGCAGCUACGGCGGCGGUGGAGGCGGCGGCCGUGGGUGCUACAAGUGCGGCGAGGAGGGUCACAUGGCCAGGGACUGCGACCAGGGCAGCGGCGGCGGCGGCGGCGGCGGCUACGGUGGCGGCGGCUACGGUGGCGGCGGUGGUGGCGGCAGUUGCUACAACUGCGGCGAGUCCGGCCACUUUGCCCGCGAGUGCCCCAGCUCUUCCAACAACAAGAGGUACUAGGCCUCCCGUCGUCGCUUCGGAUCUUACUCCGAUGCAUAUCGCCUUUGCCCAUUAGGCCGUCACCACCACCUAAUUCUGCAGCAUGCCAUAUUCGCCGUCAGUAGUAGUUGCCGUAGUGUUUCGUCAUGUCGCUCGUAGGAAGAAGCCGCAAGGAGGUGAUAUGGAUCCUUGUCAUGUAAUGGGGGCGAGUGUCUUAAAACUAUUUCGUUGUGUUGUGCACCAGUGAGGCAGCCAUGGAUGCAUGGCUGCCCUCUAUCUAUCAAUCAAUCUAUCUAUGGUCGAGUAAUUCCAGUUCAUUA
Phragmites australis (common reed) is the source of this 1028-nucleotide messenger RNA. Its product is annotated as glycine-rich protein 2-like. The coding region runs from base 103 to 729 and encodes 208 amino acids. Gene Ontology annotation, molecular function: zinc ion binding; nucleic acid binding. The record is from RefSeq and is a predicted model, not a curated record. The transcript has a single exon. NCBI's taxonomy places the organism in Eukaryota, Viridiplantae, Streptophyta, Magnoliopsida, Poales, Poaceae.